AUGUUCCGUGCAGCCCCACGGUUAAUUGCGCGUCCAGCGCUGCGAGCCGCGCCACUACGGGCUGUCGCGCCGGCCAGGCGGUACUUGAGCACCGCACCACCAUCACAAAAGUCGAGAAGUUUCAAGAGCUUGGUUGCUAGGCUGGGUGUUGCCGGAGCAAUUAUAUACUAUUACAACACCACGGAUGUUUUCGCAGAGGAGCCAAGACAACUUGUCCAACCCCUCCCAGAAACCGAAGUUGAAUCCGAGCACCUCCCCACCAUCGAAUCCAUCUCCGAAGAGCGCAAGCGACGACAAGCAGUACAGGCACAACUCGAGGCCCAGAAGCAAAAAGAGGCUGAGCGCGCACAACAGAAUGCGAAGCCUUCAGAAGAUGGCCAGGGUGGCAUAGAAGGACUCGAGGAAGAGGCAGACCAACAGGGCGCAUUCAACCCGGAAACAGGCGAGAUCAAUUGGGAUUGCCCAUGUCUAGGAGGCAUGGCUCAUGGCCCUUGUGGUGAGCAGUUCAAGGCGGCAUUCAGCUGCUUCGUGUACUCCACCGAGGAGCCCAAGGGCAUGGACUGCAUCGAUAAGUUCAAGGACAUGCAAAACUGUUUCCGCGAAUACCCCGAAGUCUACGGCUCAGAGCUAGAUGCCGACGCCGACGACGAAGACGACAUGACCGCCUCGCCCGAAAACCCAUCCAACCCCUCCAGCGCGCAACAAGACUCCUCAUUACAACCCUCCACCAACGACCACGCCGCCUCAGCCAAGGGAAAGUUCUCUGGUGAACGCAACUCGAAACCCCACACACCAGAAAACAGCCUAGUUCCUGAGGAAUACAAGCCAAACGCCAAACACAACCCCGUCAACGACGCAAGGGGGGACAUGAGCAGCUUGGAUAGCGAGAAGGAGAAGGAGAAGAGCAAGCAGAAGCCAAAGGGCGAGAGCGACACCGAGAGGGCGAAUAAGGCGAGGGCGCAGGUCAAGAGCCAGGAGCCUGUUAGCGAGAGUGAGAGUAUGGUGCCCAAGGCUAGUCAUGAUGCGAAGUGA
Messenger RNA from Alternaria novae-zelandiae, 1032 nucleotides. RefSeq lists its product as uncharacterized. The coding region runs from base 1 to 1032 and encodes 343 amino acids. Gene Ontology annotation, cellular component: mitochondrial intermembrane space. NCBI's taxonomy places the organism in Eukaryota, Fungi, Ascomycota, Dothideomycetes, Pleosporales, Pleosporaceae. Gene Ontology annotation, biological process: protein import into mitochondrial intermembrane space. Gene Ontology annotation, molecular function: protein-disulfide reductase activity. The record is from RefSeq and is a predicted model, not a curated record. The transcript is spliced from 3 exons.